Caenorhabditis sp. 36 PRJEB53466 is the source of this 4390-nucleotide messenger RNA. The record is from the annotation of a GenBank genome assembly. Lineage: Eukaryota; Metazoa; Nematoda; Chromadorea; Rhabditida; Rhabditidae.
AUGCUUCAAGUACAAGGACAGCGUGCCGAACCGCUGCUGAUUGUGCUUCCCGCCGGAGUUAGUAUCACUGCCGCAGAUGUGAGCAAUCAGGAUGUUAAUAAUAAUAGCAACAACAAUAAUAAUAGCAACAUCAAUGUUGACGAAGAAGACGAAGAAGAAGAUGGAAUCAAUGUUACGGUAGGUUUGUUGCAACCACGCUCUAUUGCUCGAAUGGUAGCCGCUGGCCGAGUUUUGAGCAUUUAAAGGCCACCGAGUCCACCAACUUUCACAUUCUUCUCAAAAAACCAGUGAGAACGUCGCAAUUCUAGGUAAAAAAAUUCAAACGUGCCGGUUUACUCGUUGUUCUGUGGAAAUUUUUUACAUUUUGUCGGGCUUUCUUUGAAGAAAAACUUCGUGACUUGUCGUAACCGUGUCCGCACACUAUCCAACCUGCCGUACCCCCGAAAACGUUUCUUUUAGGAUGUCGACAUGAAAACGGAACCCGAAGACGCGGGUCAAUGGCCGCGAAUCGAGCGUCCGACUCCAAAGUACGCGGACGGACGGCGCAUUUCUGCGCCGGCCGUUUUGGCCCACGGUCUCUUCGAAAUUGUGAGCAGUUUUCUGAAACACUGUAGUUUGAUGCCUUCUACUUCUUCUUCCUUUUUUCUCUCAAACGUCAGAACGACCUUCGGACUCCCUCUUAUCAUCUUUCUGGCGAAAGAGGGCAGGAGGAGGAGCUCUUCCGUGUUUCCGUGCAGGAAGAGGAAGAAGAAGAAGAAGGAGAAGAAGAAGAAGAAGUAAUAAGGAUAGAAAGACACUUAAACUAUGAUUUCCACAAUUCUUCAUUUCCCCCUUCCACAGCCGACGUCGUGUUCCGUUCAAAUCACCGUCCUUCAGCAGUUGCUCGAUCGGAGUACCAAUCUCAGUUUGGAGCCCACGAACAGCCCGGAUUCUGGAGUUGGUGAGUGAAACCUAGAAAGCCCAAAUUAACUUUGACAAAUUUGCUGUUCCAUAUUUUUUGUGAUGUUAGCUGCUCUGACAGUCUGGUUCACAUAUUUAUUUGUCCUUUUAGUCAGGCCCUUGCAAACCGAAAUUGUAGGCUUCUUCAGUACGUUCUGUAGGCUUUCUGGGAACGUUUCCUUGCCUAGAACUUUCAAGAAUUACUACAGAAGCUUUAGGAGCACGUAAAUCAGGGCUCGAAUCCUCGAGUCCGAAGGUCGCCUCCCCCUUCCUGCCGCUUAUCAUCAUCGUUUCCGCAUUUAUUCCCCGCGCUUUUUCAAAAGUACUCCUCCAAACUGAUAGCACUCCACUGGGGGCUCGAAACACAAAACCGAACAAAGCCACGGGCCGGCAAAGUCUACGGGAGACUGGAAAUUGUGAACCUUACAAUUGUUAUCAAAAAAGCGGAGCCCCUCUCUCUCUCUCUCUCUCUCUGUUCGAUUUCUGUUAAAACCACAAAAUCCUUUGCAGGCACCGACUCGACGCCCGAGACGUCUCCAUCGAGCAGUUCGACGCGUCACGCGUUCGCUCCGCCGCCGCCACGUCUCGCCGCCACGUCGUCGACAAUGCCGACGGUCACGUGGCAGCCGACGUCAAUCUGGCCGUGGAUUCAGCAGGCGCAGGCGUCUGCGGCAGCGGCGGCCACUGCAAACGGUCAGUGGUAAAUUUAAAUUUUGCUGUGGGAGGAAUUGCGCAACAAUGUUGACCCUUUCAACAAAGUCUCUUUCUCCCUUCCCUUUCCCUCCCUCUUGUUUGUUUUCGCGUUCGUUCGUGUACUAUCCAUCCAGUGCGAGUGGCGAACGGACGGGACGAGACGAGACGGGGUUGAAACCUAUUUGAACUGUGCGCCAGGAAAAAGUGUUGGAAGAGAGGCGACAAAAGUUCAACUCGUUUGUAUAUUGUAUGAUGAUUCUCCCGGGGUGGUGUAUGAUUGCACGUGUGUAGAUUGAUACGACUGAAAAUGAUAACGAGAGUCAGAGACCGGCAAAAAUUUAGAGAAUUGGGUCUUUGGAACCUUCUGAGUGACUGAGGAUUAGCCUCGCACUUUGAGAAUAUUUUUCGAAUUCCUAUCCAAGAGCCCAAACGCCAUGUACGGUACAAUAUGGACAGUUCACGCCGGCCGACUGAAACGUUUUCAAAAUGCAAACACAACGUGAUGGACUGCGCGGCGCGGGGCGCGCGCGAGCGGUGCGUGUGCGGAAGAGGACGCGGAAAAAUGUGCAAACACACGGGGUCACGCAUAAACGGAAUACGAGACGCGACGGACCCCGGGCGGGGAAGCGGAAUGGCGCGCGGAAUCGAGGGGAUCUUCCGCCAAUCGUCGAUUUUUACAAGCACCCAUUCCAUACGUUUAUAGAGCUCAUGGAGAUUUUUGAUUUGCGACGUCGAACACUCGGAGAUCUCAAAAUUGAAGAGAAAAAAAAGUUAUUCGCUUCCAAAAUCUUGUCAAGUUCUUCAUUGCCGUCAGCAGCCCCCUUUUUUUCAGAAAACAGUUUCUCUAACCGAAAAAAUUGUUAAUUUGAGACGUCGAACACUCGGAAAUCUCAAAAUUGAACAAGUUAUUAUCCAGUUGUCCAUUACUCUCCACCACUUUUUCCCCGUCUCAAGUGGUGCCAAUUAUUCGAACGCGGAUGUCACUCUCCCCCAUGUUCUUCUCCGAAAGUGUGUGUCCAAUCCUCGCCGACGCAGACGUGCUUAUUAGCCCGUGUAAGAAGCUCUGGUCACUUUUGUAGAAAAUCCGCGAGAAAGUGUCGCGGCGCGGGAAAGCGACGAGGCGCGCAAACGAUUUGUUCGGACGGGGGGAGAAGAGACCGUUGAAAGUUGGCGGAGAGACGAGGAUUCCGGAGACGGGCGGCGAAAACUGGUAAAGAUCAAGAAAAGUGGUGACACCGGACACUAUUGGAUGGAUUAUGAGAACGAAAGGAGAUGACCGGCCGGGGGGAAAGUGUGGGGAUUUCUAUUCUGAAACUGCUAGUUUCGGAUUGUCUUGCUCACAAAACCUGUGAUUUUUGUCUCGAUUGCAGCCCUUCUCACAUUUAUUCGCAAUUCUAGGCCGCCGAUGCCCGCGAAUUGGAAAAGGCAUUUUCUUCCGUUUUUAGUCAGUUCUCUGCAAAAAUUAGAUUUAUUUAGGUGGUGGCACCCUGAGCGUUAGAGCGUGAUUUCAUCAUUCACCGUUACCCGUUCUCUCCCACUCCAAUUGCCACGUAUCAUUAGUCCGAGCGAGAGAGAUGAGUGAAAACUGUUUGAAUCACGGAGAUCCGUAUGCCGCGCGACGGCGACGGCGGCGGCGGCGGCGGCGUCAAACGGAAGCAGUAAAAGUGGUUUUCCGCGCGGAUCCGUCGCACUUUUUUGCCGCGUGCCCGCCGAAUCCUCUCCAACGACGUCGAAUUCUCGCGAACGGAGGCGAAAGCAGAAGAGCGAAAGUUAUGGUCGAGCGCGUAUUAUAUUUAUUGUUAUUGGUGUUAUGUUCCGUGUACGGAACAGGAUGACGCUUCCAGAAGAGAGGGGGGGGGGUCCACAUCAUCCACAUCAUCAAAAAGUUAUUAGGGAUCCGGAUGAUCGAGAUCAGCGAGAGAUCCAGUUUUUUGCAGAAGCCACAAACCGAUGGUUGCAAUCGGCUCUGCUCUGCCCGACCACUUCCGCCUCGCAUCCGAAUCUCCUCACCAUUCCACAACUUCAGACACCUCAACCAACAGGACCACACGGCCAGCAGAACCUUCUGACAGCUGGUAAGCGUAGCUUCUAGUCUUGUUCUCGUUUCAUAGAGUGCUUUCAGCGCCGUUCCUGAGCAACACAGUAUUCACGCCGACUUGCGGUGACCUGCUGACCACUUGCGCUCCAUCGAAGACGGCCCUCCUUCAUCCGUACCUUCUCGAAACUCGUCGGCUCUCGGAGCCCGCGGCGCCGACACAACUCGCGCAACGAAAGAAGAACAAGGAAGGGCAGGUCACGUAUUUGUGGGAGUUUCUGCUCAGACUGCUGCAGGACGAGCAGUACUCGCCAAAGUUCAUCAAAUGGAUCGAUCAGACGAAGGGCGUCUUCAAGUUGGUCGACUCGAAGGCCGUGUCGCGGCUGUGGGGAAUGCACAAGAACAAGCCGGGAAUGAACUACGAGACGAUGGGCCGCGCGCUCAGAUAUUACUAUCAGAGAGGCAUUCUGCAGAAGGUUGACGGACAGCGAUUGGUCUAUCGUUUCGUGCAUUUGCCCAAUGACGUCGCCAGUGUACGUUUCACCUUCAAUCGCGGUCUAUAGUACUGUUAUAGAAGCAUUUCAGAGCCUCUAAAACGAUAAUAAUCCUAAAACUGUGCAUAUUUUGCAGGAAUGCGACUCGUGCGAAAGCGCAGAAUCGUGUCACAGCGACUCGCCGAAAAUCAGUCCCAUUUCGCCGAAACUCGAAAGCGACGAAGCUUGA